Molecule: messenger RNA, 1449 nt
Organism: Cryptomeria japonica (Japanese cedar)
Lineage: Eukaryota; Viridiplantae; Streptophyta; Pinopsida; Cupressales; Cupressaceae
Product: two-component response regulator ORR4
Exons: 5
Coding region: 546-1094 (182 amino acids)
Biological process (GO): phosphorelay signal transduction system; cytokinin-activated signaling pathway
Source: RefSeq, a predicted model, not a curated record
AAUCAAAGACUUGUAAAGCCGCUGGGUGGAGAGGAUAAGUCAUUGUCGGCGGUUUGUUUUUGGGUUUGUCAGGAAUUCCGUUAGAUUUGCGUAGAACUGAACAAGAUUUGAUCUUUAUUGGUUUGGGAGGCCUAUAUUUACUGCAUUGAAUCUCUUCCGAUCUUUAAUCAGCCGCCGAGUACGACCAAACUGAGCACUUGGGUUGAAAUUUCUAUUCCAAUUCGCAUCUGGGUGUUCAAAUUUCGAUCGUAUUUGGUCGAGAUUUGAGGAUUUCCAUGUUUGGUAUACGAUCUUGUCGUUAAAUUAGAAGAAUCUGCCAAAUAUGGCAGAAGAAUAGGAAAAAGAUAUUUCCUGGUGUCGGAACAGCCGUUUUAUAUGGUAAUAUUUGCAGUUUGAUUGUGGAAGAUCAGCCGGAUUUGGAUUUGGGCGUUCUGAAAUCAGAUCAGUUAAGAAAGUUCAUCAAAGAGAGAUUUUGCAGUGAGAUCUGUAAGAUUGAAAGCCACAUUGUUUGGUUGUAUAUUCUUUCAAGUGUGAUCUGGGAAAAAAUGGGGGAGAGUAAGAAUGAUUCAGAAGAUGAGGGCAGCAAAUCUGAAUUUCAUGUCCUUGCUGUUGAUGAUAGUAUCAUUGAUAGAAAAAUCAUUGAAGGGCUGUUGAGAAGAUCUUCUUAUCAAGUGACCGCUGUCAACAGUGUGAGAAAAGCUCUGGAAUUCCUUGGUUUGGAAGAUGAUGACCAAGGCCUGAAUGCUGAUAAUGCUAGGGUGAAUAUGAUAAUUACAGACUAUUGUAUGCCAGGGCUGACUGGCUAUGACUUGCUCAGAAGGGUAAAGGAGUCACCAACACUGAAGGACAUUCCUGUGGUGAUCAUGUCUUCAGAAAAUGUGGAGUCUAGAAGAAACAGGUGUUUGUCAGAAGGGGCAGAAGAAUUCUUAUUGAAGCCUGUGCAAUUGUCAGACAUUAGGAACCUCAGAUCACACAUGUUCAACUGGAGAUCAUCUCCCAGGGCCACUUCAUCCAAAAGGAAAAACAUUUCUGACAACAGCCUUUCUCCACAAGCAGAUAGAAGACCCAGGCUCAGUGGAUUGACAGUUGCCUGAAAUAUGGCAGUUUUGAAUCCAUUGGGGAAAGAACACAUCAUUUUAAGAACAGAUUAGAUUGUGUUGAAAUAUGGGAGUUUUGAAUCCAUUUGGAAAGAACAUAUCAUUUCAAGAACAGAUCAGAUUGCAUUGAAAUAUGGCAGUUUUGAAUCCAUUUGGAAAGAAAACAUAUCAUUUCAAAAACAGAUCAAAAUCAAUUCAGCAUUACAAAUGUGCGGUGGCUCCAAAGAAAUUGUUCUUCAGUUUUGCCAUAAAAAAUAAUUCUAUGCAUUUAUUCAUGGCUAAAGGAUAUAAAAACAUAUGUGCAUAUUUUCUCUUUAAUUUACACUGCACAAUGGCCAUGUCUUCUAGUGAA